Nasonia vitripennis (jewel wasp) is the source of this 1484-nucleotide messenger RNA. RefSeq names its product synaptobrevin homolog 1. The record is from RefSeq and is a predicted model, not a curated record. Lineage: Eukaryota; Metazoa; Arthropoda; Insecta; Hymenoptera; Pteromalidae. Gene Ontology annotation, biological process: vesicle-mediated transport; Golgi ribbon formation. Gene Ontology annotation, cellular component: membrane. The transcript is spliced from 6 exons. Bases 269 to 706 code for a protein of 145 amino acids.
AUAUCACACGCACGUACAGUUACGGUCGUACACAGACUCACGUGCCAUACAACAUUCAACAGGGUCUGCUCCGCACACAACGACACAACACACACCUCCUUCAAAGAGUGAUGGCCGCCAACGCAGAGUCUACAACAAUCUCGUCAUUCGAGCGCAAUUUUUUGCAGUUUUUGUGAUCUACGAACGAGAGAGAGAGAGAGAGAGAGAGAGAGAGAGACAUCGAGCCGAGUCUAGUUGCCGCAGCAGUUAGCCCGCAGAGUCGCGAAAAAUGGCGAUGAGAGCAGGACGCAGUCUGUCCAGCGGAGAUCUUCGCGGAGCUGAAGACGCGGAAAAAGAGACACUUCUGGAUCAUGACAGCGAGCCCGACGAGGACAUGCUUUUCAAUCGUACGAGCUCCGCGGAUGGCCAAUUACACAUCGAUGGCAAGAUAUCGAGUGUGAAGAUCCAGAUCAGAGAGGUGACGGACGUGAUGCGCGACAAUGUGCACAAGGUGAUGGAACGAGGCGAACGUAUGGAGGACCUGCAGAUGGCCAGUGAGAGACUCAGUUCGGCGGGAGACGAAUUCCGCGAAGCUGCCAGAAAAGCUCAGAGAAGAGCCUGGAUGCAGAACGUGCGCGGCAGGCUGAUCAUCAUUGCCAUCACGAUAACUGCUAUCCUCUGUAUCGUAGUUCUGGAUGUCUUGGCGCUUUACCUGGUUCUCAGGUAGCCAAUCGCGCAGCCAGACCUCCGGCUUAGUGCCCAUCAUCGUUAAAUACUCUUGACCCAUUCGAGCAACAAACGUGUCAACAACCAGAGGAUCGUAAUCGAGCGGUGUUGCGUCUUUUUACUAGUCGCAGUGCCUUUGCUUGAUACCAGGCUGUUUACUAUUAUAUAAGAUACGUAUAUCAAUAAGCGUUUUUAAAAGUAUAAUUGAUGGUUUGUUAUUUCUUUUCAUAGGUUAUACAUAAUUUAUAUUUAUGCUUUACUAUUAUCGUCCUAUGUAAAAUUCAUGUAUGCUUAAUUUUAUGCUUACUACUUUUACGGUUUAUAGAUUUAUUUUUUAUAUAAAAUGAGAGUCAGAGUUUACUUUUAAGUGAACACUUGGCACAUUUUGAGCGCACUUAAAUUGUACGACAUUGUAUCUAGCCACAAUUCCUUCUGUAUACUUUUGAUUAUCUCGACUAAAUGACUUAAUUUCGUAUGCAGCUGACAAAUGUCAAUUUUCGCACCUUUAACUUUGAAGUAUCGUGCAAUUUAAUAUUCUAACUUUUAUGCCACGUGUAAAGCGAGCUUCGAUGCAUUUACUUUGAAAUUCAAUAGUCAACUUUGUCCCGAAACAUCCGAUUGCACCGACGUGCUCUUUUGACGUACAACAGUUAUCCGGUACAAUUUCUUACAUGCAUUGUACAAAGUUAGCUGAAUGCGCAUAUUGACUGAAAAUUAUAAAAAAUGUAAAUAAUAUUUUUCUAUUGCAAGUUAAUAAAACGUUAUUUUCGAACAUUUUA